Aaosphaeria arxii CBS 175.79 is the source of this 543-nucleotide messenger RNA. RefSeq lists its product as uncharacterized. The coding region runs from base 81 to 392 and encodes 103 amino acids. Lineage: Eukaryota; Fungi; Ascomycota; Dothideomycetes; Pleosporales. The transcript has a single exon. The record is from RefSeq and is a predicted model, not a curated record.
AGAUCAUGAAGUAAUACCAUGCUCCAAUAGGAUCACAAGUGUAUUAGACACCAUAGCCAUGCUAAGUAUAGAGUAAGGAAAUGCAGGGUUGCAAGACAAAGUUGAUAAAUAAGAACACACAAAAGCAAGAGGGCAAAAGCCACGCAGAUGCCAUGCAUACUCAGUGCCGACAAACAGACGCACACAGCAUCUUCCUUGACCACAUGAAGUCCACUUCUCCUCUCCAAAAGCCCCUCAUCCCAAUCCCUCCAAGUUCAACCGUUCCACCGACCACCGAACCACAGCCGCCUUCCGUGUCCAUUGAAGCACGCCAAAGCCCUUCUCCUUCCUUAAGUAGACCUAUUCAGACCGAUCUCUCGCGCAAAGAGGACCAAUCUAGAUACACGAAGUAGAAUAAAGGACGUUGUCAAGUUCAAUAUGAAGAAUCUUUUCCGCCAAGCCGUCUCAAAAGUCAUGAUUGAUUGAUGGUGUGCUGUAAGGGAUAUAAAAGUUGGGUAUCAGCGUAGGAUUCGUGAAUACUUUUUAAAAGCUAGUAACUCGUCA